AUGUCUGCUGAACAAGCCCCAAAAAUCGAAGAAAUCCAAGAAGAAAUCCCACAAGGUGCUAAAGUUUCUGUUUUCUCAAAAAACGAAAAAAAAGCUAGAGAUGCUAUUGCUAAAUUAAACUUGAGAAAAGUUGAUGGUAUUUCAAGAGUUACUUUCAAAAGAAGAGGUAACCAAAUCUUUGCUAUUGAUUCACCAGAUGUUUUCAAAUCAGCUGCUGGUACCUACAUUGUUUUCGGUGAAGCUAAAUUAGAAGAUUUAACCCAAAGAUUACAAGAAGCUCAAGCUGGUGCUAACCCAGCUGGUCAUGAAGGUCACGAUCAUGAAGGUCAUGAUCACCCAGCUCCAAAAGAUCCAGCCUCAAUCACUGCUGAUUUAGAAGCUGCUGCUGCUAAAGGUCCAGCUGCUGCUGAAGAAGAUGAUGAUGCUGAAGUUGAUGAAACUGGUUUAAAAGCUGCUGAUAUUGAAUUAGUUAUUGAACAAACUGGUGCUUCAAGAGCUAAAGCUGCUAAAGCUUUGAAAAAACAUGACAGUGAUAUUGUCAAUGCUAUUAUGGAAUUAUCAUCAUAA
This is a messenger RNA of Hansenula ciferrii, 567 nucleotides long. RefSeq names its product Egd2p (gene EGD2). The coding region runs from base 1 to 567 and encodes 188 amino acids. The record is from RefSeq and is a predicted model, not a curated record. Gene Ontology annotation, biological process: protein targeting to membrane. The transcript has a single exon. Gene Ontology annotation, cellular component: nascent polypeptide-associated complex; cytoplasm. Lineage: Eukaryota; Fungi; Ascomycota; Saccharomycetes; Phaffomycetales; Wickerhamomycetaceae.